Messenger RNA from Cylas formicarius (sweet potato weevil), 1504 nucleotides. Its product is annotated as pentatricopeptide repeat-containing protein 2, mitochondrial-like. The transcript is spliced from 7 exons. Gene Ontology annotation, biological process: mitochondrion organization; multicellular organism development; regulation of mRNA processing. The coding region runs from base 100 to 1293 and encodes 397 amino acids. Gene Ontology annotation, molecular function: RNA binding. Lineage: Eukaryota; Metazoa; Arthropoda; Insecta; Coleoptera; Brentidae. Gene Ontology annotation, cellular component: mitochondrion. The record is from RefSeq and is a predicted model, not a curated record.
AAUCUGUUACGUGAACCUUAUUAUUUUAAGUUGAAUAGGUUAUAGCUUUUAAAACCCUUUUUUCAAUUUUUAUCCAUUUUAAGGAUUUACUAUUUUUAAAUGGCAAAUACAAUAUUAUCGGUGUUUACGCGUCCUAUGGCCCGUAGUUAUUUAAAAAGUCUUAAUAACAUCCCCAUGUUUCUUGUUCACAACAGGUCUAUAGUUUGUCCAGAAUUACUAGGUAUACGAUGUUUAUUUGCAAAAGCAGCUCUUGGAAUAGAUGGAUAUAUCCAAAUGCAAGAACAAAUAAGAAAUCAAAUGGCAAGUGUUGCAGACAGAUUUAAAGAAAAAAUGUUAGAAUAUUCAGCAGAAAAUUCAAAUAAUAUGAUAUUUACAGAGGAUCUGAAAAACAUGGUUCACCUAGCUGACUCAGAUGACGACAUUAAAGUUGUAAUUAACAUGAUAAAAAAAUACAAUAAGCAAAAUAAGUCCAUGAGGUUUGGAAACUAUAUUUUUGGACCUGUAGUGAUGAGAAUGUUUCACAUACACAAAAAAGCUGAUUUAGCCUUAGAGUGUUUUAAAUCACCUGAGCUAUCAAAUUUUUUUGAUCAGUAUGGGAGCUACCAGAUAUUGUGUGAUAUUUUAUAUGAAAGUCAGAAGUACAAGGAAGUAUUGGAAACGGUGCAAAUUAUAAAAGAAAAACAAGGGGAAGGUUUAAGAUAUCCUAAAAAUGUUAUUGUAUUGGCAUUGGCUUCAUGCUAUAAGAUGAAUACAAAAGAAAGUUUAGAGUAUGCAUUAAAGCUGUGGCAUGAAUUGAGGGAAAUUGGACACUAUCCAACUAGAAAAGCAACAACAUUUUGCACUGCAUUGGCAAUUAAUCAAGGAAAACCAGAAAUUGCAUUAGAGAUUUUGAGUUCAGCAAGAAAUAGCGGGUAUACAACAGUUCGAAAUUUGAGAGUGUUGGCUCUGUCAAUGAUUGGUCGAAUUGAGGAUAUAAUUCCAAUUUUAAAAAGUGUUCUUCGAGUUGAUUCCCCAGAAGGGCAGUUACACACUUUCAAUAGAGAUGUUCUAGCAAAAGUAAAAGAGGCUGUGGAUUUAUCAGAAAAUCAUCAAGUUAUACUAGAAUUUACAAGACUUAUGGAGUUGUUUGAAAAACAAAAACUUAUUUCUGAACAGACUCUAGACAACGACCUGUGUACUGAAAUCCAGAUAUCUCGUAGUAACCAAAAUAACCAAAUGCAAUUUCUUUCACGGAGACCUCAACAAAAGUUCCAGAGACCUGUUGAAAGGCCUAGUUUAUAUGACUUAGUGUAAAAUGAACCAACUAUUUAAUAAAAUGUUAUUUCUUGAUGGAUAAUACAUCCUGUACAACUAACUUUCUUUCCACACUUUCCUACCUGGUGCAAUUUGUUGCCAAUAAGAAUUCGUUUCUGUAAAGUUAGAAGAAGUUAUCAGCAUCUAUACUGUAUCCGAAAUUGUGUCUAAUCAAAAGUUAUCUCAGUAAAUUUCAGAGAUAAACUUUGUG